AGACACUGUGGGCACAUGUGGAAUGGUUCACCUGAUACGGAUCCGUACAUACUGUACCCCAUGACAUGACAGGGUCUAGAACUGGGGAGGCCCGGCGCCCUGACAAGUUAUCACCAAUUACUACACAUUUAUUUGAAAACUUCGUGAGAACCCGGCAAUGCCGUCAUGUGUCAAUUUGCUACUGGCAAACAGCCAAGGUAAAUCAACAUGCCGGUACCAUCAAUAUCAGUGGCCCACACUGGUUGGACCUUGAUUUGACGUUGCAUAGAUACCUUAUCACCGAGGCCGGCGGGUAGCGAGCGCCCCGCUUGACUAUCUCCUCAAGUACGUGUUAAGCUGUCGGGUACACAGGUAAUCAUGAUAUAGUGCAAGCUAGGUUACUGUAUUAUAAUCUAGCACCAUUGCAAUUCUGCCCGCUUUCUUCCUUCCCCACCCUUGUUUGGAAGACGCUCCCAGGCUUCAUGACGCCCCCGGCCGAUAGCACCAGUUCUCGUGGCAGGCGAAGAUCACACAAUGCCUGCCUUCCUUGCAGAAGAAAGAAGACUCGCUGUCCCGGCGAGAAGCCAGCUUGCUCGAGUUGUGCACGCCUCAAACAGCCAUGUGGCUAUGCACCCAUGAGAAGGCCUUCACGUGGCGGUCCUUCGGAAGAGAGGCUUGCGACUCUUGAAGAGAAACUGAAUCUCAUUUUGAAUGGAAACCUGUCGAAUUACACAACGUCCUCACGUCGAGAGCAGCCGCCUAAAGAGAGUGCUGAUGAGUCGGAGAGGUCGUAUUCCCCAAGUCCAGUGUCCGAGCGAAACAGCCCUACCAGCCAUCACUCGACGGUGCGUUCUGAUACACCAAGUUCAAAGUUGCGGCCAGACCCAUCCGAUAUUGCCCGCGGCAUUCAAGUCUAUUUCAAGCACUGCCAUAGGCAGCCAAUAUGGUGCUUUGAGCGCGAAGAAGUCCGCGAUUUUGGGUCACUACCUGAUGAACUAGCCUACAGUAUACUUGCUUUGACUUCGCGCUUCUCUCAAAGGCGCGACCAGCUACAGCCAUUUAGCAAUGCUGCUAGACACCUAAUUAUGCUACGUAUCGCAAAUGGCACGGUAGCUAUUACGACGAUCGAAAGCUUGUGCCUGCUUUCCUACUCCUCAUUCAUAGAUGGCAACACUCAUCUCGGCCAGUUUCAUCUUGGCCUUGCUGUCCAGCUUUGUCGAUCUGCUAUGUUGGAUCUAGAAACAGGCUACAAUUUCCAGGACCCGACCAAGGAACGGAAGAAACGGCUUUUUUGGAGUCUUCAAUUGCUUGAGCAAUUCUACAGCCGGCAGACGGGUCUUUCAACCGCGCCAGCCGAAAUCAAUCGCCUGUUCCAUUCUUCAUCUGGCGGACCCCAAGGACUCUACUCAGAAUUAGGCCCAAAUACGCCACCUCUGCCUAAGGAUAAUCUUGGCUAUUCAACACCAAAUGAGCCCGGUAUAUGGAAUACUGGGCUACAUCUAGGUUGGGUCUGGAGUCGCGUAAGGAAGUACGUAUCUGAUUGCGCUCAGAACAUUCUCAAAGAACCGUGGCGGCACGACUCGACAUAUGCCCUGGUUCUUUCUGAUUUCUUGGAGACGGAAAACAGAAUUCCGAUGUGUCAUCGCUAUGACUCAGUCAAGUUCUAUGAUCGCAAAAUAGAACAACUGAAAACCAACCAUGACUACUGGGCGCCAUGGUUGAAGGAGCAGUUCACGUAUCACGCUAUCCCCACCGUCCUCAACCACCCAUUCUUGUACAUCGUCGGAGCGCAGCACAAUCCGAACCUAGCAAUUCCGAACACUUUCUGGAAGAGGUCGUCUGAGCUCGCGCUACUACAUGCCACCUGGAUUGUCCGCAUCAUAGAUAUGGUUGUGGACAAGCAAGUACCACUUACCGAUCCAUUUUUUGGGCACAUAGCCGCAAUCGCAGCCACUGUGCAUCUCUACUACUGCUGCGCUGCAUCUGCGAAACUCAAACUCAAGUCCAAUACGGACUUUGCGAAGUGCAGGAAGUUUUUGCAAAGCUUUAUGCCUUUCUCGUCCGCCUGUGCAACCUUGGACCACAACUUGGACAAAAUGACACGGAUCGCCGCUGGACCCGAUAGCAUGGACGUCGAAGACUGGAUGCCAUCCAAAAUGUACCUGAGUGUGCCUCUAAUGUGGGAUAUUUUACAGUUCAACUGUAUGGAAGAAUCACAGAUACCCACUGCGGACUUACUAGACCCCUCGCUUGCUCCCAGAAUCCCUCGGGAAGAUCUAAGUGAAAACUCGAUGCUUGAGAUUAUUGUCGCAACCUCGCCAGAAAUCAACCUGGACACUACAGAUGGCGGUCAGGAUGCGCCCUCGUUGUCACGCAGGGCCCCCGCUUCUUCCACGCCGGAAUCCGCACGAAACAUAGUUUUCAACGAAGCCUCAUUCGAGCAGGCAGACAAUCUUACUUUCAACACUACUCCCUGGCUGUACGCGGAUCCGUCUGAGUUUGUUAGUCUGGGAGAUUUGGGCUGGCAGGACCCGCAAACUGCUCUUCACGAUACACGGGGCGCGCCCUGGUGGGAAGGCCAGACCUUCAACAACGCAAUGUUUGGUUAGCAGUAGCAUUUGGAGGUUUCAUGGGCAUCACAGACCUUACAAUGUGCGGAGCCUGUAUAUUACCUGUCAAAGAUCUGCUGAGUCCGAGCAAUCUAGUUCAUAUUAAUGGUGCACACUCCUAUGCAGCUGCCGCGCAAAUCUGUAACUGAUUGCCAUAAGAGACAGUAUUCUAAAUUUGACUCGAGCUAGGUUUUCCCUUCGACCGUUGCAAUAGAUUCCCCAGAUGUCUCUCGUACGAUGCGCCUAUUUCUUUAUGAUUUGUUUUACGACAAGUUCUAUAAUAGACUAGAAGCCAUACAAUAGAGAGGUCAAGCCGUGAUUCGAUGAGCUUAGAAACUUGGGCUUGUCUAUUCGAUCGAGUUAGAGUCCACAAAGACCGGGUUCGCCCUGUUAUGCAGGUGCGGGCACUAUUUGGCCAACAUGGGCUACAGUGCAAGUUUCACAAUCGGUAGUCGGUCCGUUACUGAGGUGAAUCCAGGC
This is a messenger RNA of Truncatella angustata, 3068 nucleotides long. RefSeq lists its product as uncharacterized. The record is from RefSeq and is a predicted model, not a curated record. Gene Ontology annotation, cellular component: nucleus. The transcript is spliced from 6 exons. NCBI's taxonomy places the organism in Eukaryota, Fungi, Ascomycota, Sordariomycetes, Amphisphaeriales, Sporocadaceae. Gene Ontology annotation, biological process: DNA-templated transcription; regulation of DNA-templated transcription. Gene Ontology annotation, molecular function: DNA binding; zinc ion binding; DNA-binding transcription factor activity, RNA polymerase II-specific. Bases 462 to 2588 code for a protein of 708 amino acids.